AAUUGUUAAUAAGUUGAAAGCAACCUUAAAACACUUGCAAAAAUGAAUUCAAAACUAUUCUUCUUAUUUAUCUGUGCUGUUCAGUCACUUUCUGUCUAUUCAUACUCAGCUCGUGACAUACUUUAUGCACCACAGGAGCCGUCAUCAGGGUAUAUAGUCGGAGGUGAGGAAGCUGAAGAUGGACAAGCCCCCUUCCAGUGCUCAAUGCAGUACAACGAUCGGCAUGUAUGUGGAUGCGCGAUAUUAUCGGAGAAAUGGAUUCUUACUGCUGCGCACUGCUUAAUGGGCGGAAUAAAGGUUUUAGUAGGAACCAAUAGUCUAACAUCAGGUGGAACUCAAUAUGAGAUUGAAAAGGUCAUAAGGCAUGAGAGUUAUGGUGACCCGCCAUAUGCUUAUGACAUUGGUUUGAUCCAAGUGAAAGGAUCAAUCGAGUUUAAUGACAAAGUUAAGCCAAUUGAAUAUUCAGCGGAUGAGGUUCCAGAAGGAUCUGUGGCUCAAUUGACUGGAUGGGGCCGUUUAAGCACCUCUGGAUCAGUGCCAGAUAAGUUACAAGUGUUAAAUCUAACUGUAAUUUCAACACCUGAAUGUAGAGAAAUCAAUGGCGAUACUGUUCAUGAUAGUCAUUUGUGUACAUUCAACAAAGCGGGUGAAGGUGCUUGUUAUGGUGAUUCUGGUGGUCCACUUGUUUUCAACAAUAAAUUGAUCGGACUUGUUAAUUGGGGACGCCCAUGCGCACAAGGCUACCCAGACGCCCAUGCAAAGGUAUCUUUUCUGCAUGAUUGGGUCAAGGAAAAUACUGGAAUCUGAAUGAAGCAAGCUAAAGACUAUACAUCAGCAGCGUAUGCCAAACAGGAUGAAUCAAGGGGGAAAGCAGUAAUCUAGUACUGCAUUCAAUGCCGAUUUAAUAUGCCAAUUCAAUGCCAAUAAGUUCAAAAGAAUGCUAUUCACUGCAAUCCACUACCGUCAUCGAUUGAUGUACGAGAUUACUGGUUUGACAGGAGUAGAUUGCAGUGAAUAGCAUUGAUUUAAAUUUAGUGACAUUGAAUUGGCAUUAAAUCGACAUUGAAUCAGCAUUGAAUGCAGUACUAGAUCACUGCUUUCCCCCUUGGGAUGAAUCCUAUUGAUUCCGUUAAGUUUACUUAUACUUCCAAUUUGAUUCGCAAACAAUGUAAAAUGAAUUAAGAAAAAUAUAUCCUUUAAUGAACUUUUGGAAAA
Sitodiplosis mosellana (orange wheat blossom midge) is the source of this 1215-nucleotide messenger RNA. Its product is annotated as chymotrypsin-1-like. The transcript is spliced from 8 exons. The record is from RefSeq and is a predicted model, not a curated record. NCBI's taxonomy places the organism in Eukaryota, Metazoa, Arthropoda, Insecta, Diptera, Cecidomyiidae. Gene Ontology annotation, molecular function: serine-type endopeptidase activity. Bases 43 to 807 code for a protein of 254 amino acids. Gene Ontology annotation, biological process: proteolysis.